Messenger RNA from Exophiala spinifera, 1596 nucleotides. RefSeq lists its product as uncharacterized. Gene Ontology annotation, molecular function: carbohydrate:proton symporter activity. NCBI's taxonomy places the organism in Eukaryota, Fungi, Ascomycota, Eurotiomycetes, Chaetothyriales, Herpotrichiellaceae. Gene Ontology annotation, biological process: transmembrane transport; carbohydrate transport. Bases 1 to 1596 code for a protein of 531 amino acids. Gene Ontology annotation, cellular component: membrane. The transcript is spliced from 4 exons. The record is from RefSeq and is a predicted model, not a curated record.
AUGGCCCAGAUUCCUGGCCUUCAAUCUCGUGGAGGUGAAAGCAAGAAGUUCAUUGGGACUGGCAAGUCACUCACAGUAUGGAUCUCAGUAGCUACAUCAACAGUUCUAGUCUUCUAUGGCUACGACCAAGGUGUGUUCGGAAACGUCAUAGUGAGCCAUGAUUUUCUCAAAAUGGCUUCUCUCUACACUCUCGGCAGCCUCUUUGGAGCAGUCUCCACCAUAUGGACCGGCGAUAUCCUCGGACGGCCAAAUACUAUCCUCGCAGGAAGCGGAAUUAUCACCAUUGGAGCCAUACUUCAGGCUUCCGCAUACGGUGUGCCGCAGAUGAUUGUCGGAAGAAUCAUCGUUGGCCUCGGGACGGGCAUGAAUACUGCAACUGCUGGGGUUUGGCAGUCAGAAACAAGCAAACCUCAAAGCCGAGGAAAGCUGGUGAUGAUUCACAUGGCCCAAUGUAUCUCCGGUUUCUCCCUCUCAAAUUGGCUCACUCUAGGGAUUUCGUUCGCACCAGGAUCGGUGGCGUGGAGAUUCCCUCUCGCUUUCCAGAUCGUGUUCGCCGUCAUACUCUGUUGCAUCUGCCCGUGGCUUCCUGAUUCUCCCAGGCUUCUGAUCAGAAAAGGUCAGAAGGAUGAGGCGCUUGAGGUUCUCGCCGCACUUGAAGGUGAGGGCGCGACUAGAUAUAGUGAUUCGGUGCAAUUGCAGUAUGACAUUAUCAAAGACGUCCUGGACCGAGAGCAUGUCAAUACUUAUUCGUGGUGGACUUUGCUGCGCGGACGCGGUCCAGCAGGAGUACUCCGUCGGAUGGCCCUGGGUGCUGGAAUGCAGGCAAUGAAUCAAAUUUCAGGGAUAAAUGCCACUUCAUAUUACACCACGUACAUCUUUAUCAACGCGCUCGGCUUCAGUGAGGUGAGAGCUCGUAUCCUGGCUGCCGCAGGUAGCGUCAAUUACUUGAUCUUUGCCUUGCUCUCCUACUUACCUAUCGAACGCUAUGGUCGUCGCCGUGUCUUCAUGACGUCUUCGGCCGUCUGCUCCGCUUGCUUCGUGGCCAUCACGAUUGCCCUAUACCUUUCAGACUCUGGCAAGAAGAGCUCCUUCAAUAUGGGUGUAGUUGCUGUCGCCUUUUUCUUUGUGUUCUGGAGUGCUUUCGGCGCCGGAGCCCUCGGGGUUCCCUGGCUGUAUGCCUCGGAGAUCAAUGCUCUGGAGAUGCGCGCCAAGGGCGCAAGUGUGGCUAUGUCAACAAACUGGAUAGUGAAUUACGCCGUUGUUCAGGUUACAACUGAUGGGAUCAACAAUUUGCACUGGCGGUUCUGGAUAAUCUGGGCCGUCCUAUGCGCAUCUUUCGUUCCGAUAACCUACCUUUUCUAUCCUGAAACCGCCAAUCGCUCACUCGAAGACAUCGACAGGUUCUUCGAGACCGAACCAAAAGCAGUCAUCUGUAACAACCAGCUCGCCACUCAACUGAAACGACCCUCUGAGUUUGAGGAGGCAGACAGGGUAGUUCAGCGGCAUAUGGCCAGAGAGGGUGGCGCUUGUGUGGAGAAGUCCCAAGUUGAGCAGGUUGAUGAGGUCGCUAAUGCCCAUCUCGAAGGAGGACUGUGA